CGUUGCUAAACUGUGACGAAAACAUACAUGUUGAGUUGUUAAAGCCGUCGUUGGGCCAUUUCGUGCGAUUUUGUAUAAUUGCGUUACAACUACUCGUGCGUGUAUAAAUUUGCGGACAAUCGUACAAUUUCGCGCCUCGCGCGUUUAUUCGAGCGAGUUUUAUUUGUUAGACUGUGAGCCAGAUUUUGGCACAAUUUCACUGCAAAAAUGUUUGGGCAAACUGGAAAUACAUCUUUCAGUGGAUUUAGUACAACACAAAACAGUCCAUUUGGUCAGUCUGCUUUUGGUAAACCAAUUACUACGACAAGUUUUGGUAGUGGUGCAGCACCUGUUUUUGGUAGUACCAAUACUUCAUCACUCUUUAGUUCUAAGCCCACAGGUUCUACUACAGGUGGCUUGUUUGGCAAUACCACAACGCCACCGGCAUUUAGACAGCCAACUAACACACAACCAUCUUUUGGAGGCUUUGGAACAACGAAUACAAGUACUAAUCUUUUCGGUACUCAACAAAAUGCAGGCACAAAUCUUUUUGGCACAAGUACAGGAACUUCGGCCUUUGGUCAAACAAACAAACCUGGUAGUUUCAGCUUCGGUACAACGUCUGGAACUAAUUUAUUUGGGCAGCCACAACAGAAUACACCGCAAACUACUCCAUUUGGUCAAACUAACACUACUACAAAUACAAAUCUUUUUGGUACAACUGCAGGUUUUGGCAAUACUAAUACUACUACUGUACCAACUGGUACUGUAGUAAAAUUUACACCUGUCAUUACAACUGAUUCUAUGUCAAAGAACGGAAUAUCACACAGCAUUUCUGCGCGUCAUUGUUGCAUCGCAUCUAUGAAGGAAUAUGAAUCAAAAUCGUACGAAGAAUUACGUUUCGAAGAUUAUCAAGUAGGAAGAAAAGGUCCACAACAAACAGGACUUUUUGGAGCACCAGCACAAACAUCGCCGUUUGGCAAUACAACGGCUGGUACUAGUACAGGUGGAACAGGAUUUGGAUCAAUGAGUGGUGGUUUUGGCACUACCAGCCAAUCUGGAUCAACUGGAUUAUUUGGAAAACCUAUUACUAAUUUUGGAGCACCAGCGACUACAACAACCAAUAACUUUGCAUUCAAUUCUACACCUACUACAAACUUGUUUGGUACUAAUACACAAACAAAACCAUUUGGUACAGCUGCCCCGACGCCGCUUUUUGGUACCAGUAAUACAAAUACUGCUGGUACAGGUUUUGGUAGUAUUAAUACUGGUCAGACUACAGGUUUUGGAUCUACAUUUGGUUCCACACAACCUAACCAGAGCAUUGGAUUAUUCAACCAAAACAAGUCGGCUUUUAAUAUUCCAUCAACAUCGACUAGCACUGGCUUUACUAGUUUUGGACAACCAGCUACAAAUAACACUACUACUCCAUUAUUUGGUAACAAAACCAAUACGACUGGAUUCGGAACAACAUCUACAUUCGGUGCCACUGCGCCUUCCACAUUCGGAACUAAUACUGGCUUCAAUUCUGGUACCAACACUGGAUCCUCAUUAUUUAAUUCAUCGUUUAAACCGGCUGGACAAACAUCAGGAUUUUCUUUUGGAGCUACACCUGUAUCUUCAACUGGACUAGGCACAAAUACUGGUUUGAGUUUAAAUAGUGGUUCUUCGUUAUUUGGACAACAAAAACCAGGCAGUCUGUUUGGAAAUACUGGAACUAAUACGACGUUUAAUAAUCCUGGAACAUUUGGAUCUUCCACCUUUGGAACAGGCUCUAAUAUGAUGUCUGGAACAGGAAUGGGUUUACUUAAUGGAGGAAUGGUAUCUAAUCAAACCAAAACAAACGGUUUAGUACCAGUGCAUCAACAAAUCUUGGCUCUUGUUUCUGCACCAUUCGGCGAUUCACCAUUAUUAAAGAAUCUCUUACCAGCAUCUGGAAAGACCGAAGAACUUUUAAAACCUACAAAUCCAACAUCAAAAAUACUUAAUAGUCCACAUUAUAGAGUUACCACUAAUAACAAAUCUCCAAAAAUCAAGGCAAAAGUUGUCAAUUCUGUACAACUAUCUAAGAAAUCUUUGUUUGAUGGUCUUGAAGAGGAAGAUCCUGUGUUAACAGAAGCUUUCCAACCCCGGCCAAAUGCAAAACGUUUGGUAUUACGACCAAAAUCGACAACAAAUUCCUCGAUUCAGUCUCCUACAGAAAACGGAGAAUCUGUGGCAAAAAAUAAUUCUAAUAAUUCUAUAGAAGAUAGAGCGGAUACAUCAAAUAUAUCAGUACACAAUAGUAGUAUUGAAGUUAAUAAUAAAGAAAAUCACAGUCAAGAUAAUAAUCGAAUUGCAAACGAUCGACGAUCAUCAACAUCUUGGUUGAAGUCGACACUUCCGCGGAGAAAUAAAAUUCCAGAUGACGAAUUACUUGAGGGCCAGCGAUCGCCAUUUUCUGCACUAAAUGUACCCGAGGAAGUGAACAACACGGUGGCAGAAUUGAGACCACAAAAUAAUAUGUUAAAUACGAAUCAUUCCGAUAAUACGAUUAAUUCGAUCGAAGUACCAUUAAAUUCUUCUUUCGAUGAUAAAAGCUCUGGAAAUCUUUCCCUCCAAAAUACAGAUUUAAGUCAGGAAGCAAAUGAAAAUUCCUUGAUGUUGCAAUCAAGUUGGAGCUUAAAUAUGGCUAAAGUCACAUUACGACGAGCGGGUUAUUACACCAUUCCGCCACUCGAUAAAUUAGACGAUUUCCUUUGUGGCGAGACAUGUAUCGUGCCAAACUUUACCAUUGGCCGUGAAGGUUACGGCAAUGUCUAUUUUCCGGAUUCGUUCGAUGUGUACGGUUUGAAUCUUGAUGAAAUCGUUCAUUUCCGUCAUAAGGAGGUGAUCAUUUAUCCCGACGACGAGAAGAAGCCGCCAGUGGGCCAAGGUUUGAAUCGAAGGGCGCAAGUUACAUUGGACAAGGUGUGGCCGCACGACAAAUCGCUACACGAGCCGAUCACGGACCCGCAGCGCCUUGCCGCGAUGAACUACGAAGGCAAACUGCGCAGAGUAUCCGCGAAGCACGACACCCGUUUCCUCGAAUAUCGGCCGGAGACCGGCUCCUGGGUGUUCAAGGUCGAGCACUUCUCCAAGUACGGUCUCAGCGAUUCGGACGAGGACGAAUCCAGCCAAGUCCCGGCGGCCUCGGACGCGAAGAAGCUGAAGGGGUUUCCGGUUGCCCCGCAGAAAGGAAAGCUCGCCGAUCCAUCUGCCGCGAAUAAGGACGCGAUAAACGGGGGAAUUAACGGAGCGGUCGGUGGCGGAAAGCCGGAGGGCGCUAACAAACACGCGAACCUCGAGGAGAAUUUUUUCGAGGAAACCCCGAUUCCGUUCAUCCGCGAGCGCGCUUACGACAAGUGGGACAGGUUCGUUCGUCCAGUCAGGGAUCCGCCUGCGGACCGUUCCGUUUUCAUUUCCAGGGAUUACAAUUACGAGAAGCGCAUGACGGUCAGCCCGGUCGGCGAUAACGCUCGAAUAGCGGGUACGGACAGCCACAAGGUGCAGCUUAUGAAGGCGAGCUUCUUCGACGCGAACGAGGAUGACGACGAUAUGAUGAGCGAGGAGAUGAACCACGACAUAUUUCCCUCCGUGAAGAAGACCCUGACCCGUUACUUCCCGGACGUCGCGGAGCUGAAGAGCGACGAGAGCCUGCUGCGCUCGAGCGUCGUCGUGAACGAGAUCCCGUUCUCCACGAGCCAGGAGAGCCUGUUCUAUGCCCCGAGCAAUAAGCUGCAGCUGUCGACGCGGCUGAGCGCGCAGAGCAAGCAGUCCGUCGUCGAGAGGGCGCUUCCUCCGUCCACGGUUGCUCCGAUCACCAGCGUGUUGAAGUACCACUACGAGGUCGUGCCGCUGAAGGAGUCGAGGCUGAACAAGCUGCGCUUCCGCUGCAUCGCUGACGCCGGGAUACAAAUGGGCAGGAUGUUCCGGCCCAGCUGGGGAGCCGGUUUAACCCUGCUGUCCCUGAGCACGCAGGAGCAGGCGACCAAGGUGCAGCUGCAGGGCGCGUUCAGCCAGCUGAGUCACUACGUCUCCGGGCGUCUGGCGAACGACACUUCUUCCACGGCGAUCGUGCAGCGGUUGCAGCUCCUGGGCGGCGACGAGGACGACGCGAGGAUGUUUCGGGACAGCAUAGAGCGCCACCUGAGGAUCCAGUUAGACCACUGCGUGAUGGGUCAUGAAGGGGACUGUCCCGUCUUCCACGUCGCCACGGAGAACGCGAACAAGGCGCUGCAGCUGCACUGCACCUUGGCCCAGGAGCUCGCGGAGAAGGAGCAGCGACUGAACGAGAAUGUAAACGACGAGCAGCUGCGGGACCUCGGCGAACGCUCGUUCCGCCAGUACGCGAGCAUCGUGUGGACCCUGUGCGUUGCGCUCUGGGGAAAUUACGCGGAUCAGGAUGCUGGACAGGCUAACGAGGAACAUUGCAACGUGAUGCUGAGGAGGGAGGCGCUGAGCGAGUGGCUGAAGAGCGUGGUGCAGCAGACGGUGGAGCGGGAGAUCAGGAACGUGGACGGCCAGGUGAGGAACUCCCACGAGAGGGUGAUCCUGUCGUUGCUCUCGGCCUGCAAGCUCGAGGACGCCUGCCAGGAGGCGCGACAGGCCGGGGACCACUGUCUGGCGUUGCUGAUGGCGCAGCUGAGAGGCGGUUCCCCGGUCAAAGAGCUGAUCAAGCAGCAGCUCGCCCUGUGGCAGGAGAUCUACGCGGACGAGAAUCUGACGGUCGAGCGGCUCAAGCUGUUCAUGCUGAUCGCGGGCGAGCCGCUUAUCUCCAGCAAGCACGGCACCAUCAACGUGUGCGAGGAACUAGACUGGAAACGGGCCUUCGCCAUCCACCUCUGGUACCUGUCGGCGCCCACUUGCUCGAUCACGGACGCCCUGGACCUCUACCAGGCGUCGUUCGACGCGACCGACGACUCCCAGAGGUACGCGGCGACACCGGAACCCGAGUACAGGAAGAGCUACGAUUGCGACGCCGAAUUGAGCAACCGCAAGCAGUCCUACGACCUCUGCUUUCAUCUCUUGAAGUUGUACUGCACGGGGAAUCACAACCUGGGAGAGCUCUUGAAUCCGCUGUCCUAUACCGCGAAUCCUUUGGAUUACAGAAUGAGCUGGUUGAUACAACAGAUACUCAUAGCUCUGGGUUACACGCAUCUUUCCGAUCACGUUGCCGCGUUAACACAUGCAAAUUUUGCGACGCAAUUAGAGGCAUACGGACUCUGGCACUGGGCGAUCUUCGUAAUGUUGCAUCUAAGAGAUUCAUCUAGACGACAAAUCGCUGUACAGGAUCUGCUCUUGCGUCACAUAGAGAUAGACGAUUCUUCAGAAUAUAUGGAACGUGAACAAUUCCUGAAAGAAGAGCUCGGUAUAUCAUCAGUUUGGAUUAAUCAAGCUAAAGCCAUCAAGAGUAGUAUCAAUAAAAGAUUUGGUGAAGCAGCUUGGUACUACAUUCAAGCGGAACAAUGGACUCAAGCUCAUGAAAUUAUUAUAGAGCAUUUGGCAGCUGAUGCUAUAAUAAAUGAAAACUACGAAUAUUUGAAAUCAUUGUUAAUCACGCUAGUACCAGCCGAAUGUAGUGGUACAAUUAACAAAUGGGCACAUCAAGGACAGCUCCUGUGGGAAUAUAUGGAAAUAACUGCUGAAAUUCAAAAUCUGUUAAAAUCCACUCCAGAUUUUCAUGGAAUUACUUAUCAACUGGAAGCAUUAAAGCCACGUUUAAUGAACUUGUGUCAAAAGAUCGACCAGUUUCCAUGUCCAACUGCUAAACACAGAUUAUGUCAGGCUGAAAUUGCAAAAAGAACUCUUCAUUUGGCUAGAAAUCUGUUACUACUGCAGAAAAAUGAACAGAAAUCCGUCACAAAAUUGUUGGUUCGCCUACUAUCUCGGCUACCAUUACCGGAGGAUUAUGCGCAGCAAGAACUUCGACCCAUCGUUAAUAUGCGCGUAACAGAAGUGAUGUCGCAAUAAAUAACACACAUAAAUUAAUUUAUUGAUUAUUAAUAUAGUUGUAAAGCUUUUACGACUUUUUAACGCAAUAGAGAAGGUACUGACUUUUAUUUUUUUUCCCACAAUUAAGUUAUAAUUCCACAUAAACAAGUAAAAAGCUUUUUUUUUAAACUUCAAGCAAUACAGAUAUAUAAUACAUAUAUUUAGUAAACUGCGACAUGAUGAUGAGAUAAAUCACGCGAUUCAUCCAGUAGAUAAAAAGCUGAAAAUUUUAAACUUGGCAAAAUACAUUAACAUGUGAUAUCACAUUUAGAUCUUUUUUACAUUUUUAUUAAUUAAAAAUUCGUGCAUAAAAUUAUAUUAAGUAAUUUAAGAAGCGUAUGUGGCGAUAUAUAUAAUGCAAUUCAGUAUGUAUUCAAUAAUAGCGUGUAGUUCAGGAAAAAGGUGCACGAGAAAUAAUGAGAAAUAACUGUAUUCUUUAGAGAAACAUUUCAUACAUAUAUAUAUUUCUUUUUACAAUAUCUUAUUUGAGAAAGGAUGAAUCAUAUUGGAUAUCUUUUGAAAGAUUAUUCAAAAUAGAACUUUUCUGAAUGUAUUUUGUAUGUAUUACGACAUAUAUGUAUCAUAAUAAUAUAAUCAUUAUUUGCAUUAGUUUUUAUAUUAGUUAUUUGUUCAACAUGAUUAUAUUUUUGAGUAUUUGCGUUUCAUAUUAAUAAAAUUUAGAUAAAAUCACGUAUAAAUGUAAUUAAUAAGUAAAAGUAAUUAAUAAGUAUAAAUUGUUUUUCUUCACAUGUGCGACAAACUUGUACAUUAUGUUAAAGUUGAAGAUGUUCGAAGAGAUAUAUUUUGAUGCAUUCUUGAAUGUAUGCUAUACAAGUGUAAAAAGUUUUUCCAUUAUUGGCAGGUCAGAUACUUUUAUGAAAAGCAUCAAUUAUAUUAGCAAAAAAUGAAAUACAUAUAUAUGUAUAAAGAAUAUUUGUAUAAAUGAAACCAAGUUUUUUACUCUUUUCAAGAUUGAAAUAAACAUAGAAUAUCUGCACGUAUAUACAAUCUUACACACACACAUACACAUACUCACUGCUUUUACAUUAUAUAAGCGAGUGUGUAAGUGGAACACAUUUUGUAGACAGAAGUAUAAAUAAUCAAGAGCACAGUAUAAAAUUAUGAAUAAACAUACAAGUGUUACAAUUGAAA
Molecule: messenger RNA, 7143 nt
Organism: Nylanderia fulva
Lineage: Eukaryota; Metazoa; Arthropoda; Insecta; Hymenoptera; Formicidae
Gene: Nup98-96
Product: nuclear pore complex protein Nup98-96
Biological process (GO): telomere tethering at nuclear periphery; RNA export from nucleus; protein import into nucleus
Cellular component (GO): nuclear pore cytoplasmic filaments; nuclear pore
Molecular function (GO): RNA binding; structural constituent of nuclear pore
Source: RefSeq, a predicted model, not a curated record